Molecule: messenger RNA, 3511 nt
Organism: Calypte anna (Anna's hummingbird)
Lineage: Eukaryota; Metazoa; Chordata; Aves; Apodiformes; Trochilidae
Gene: ZNF365
Product: zinc finger protein 365
Exons: 5
Coding region: 187-1365 (392 amino acids)
Biological process (GO): regulation of neuron projection development; telomere maintenance; regulation of double-strand break repair via homologous recombination
Cellular component (GO): centriolar satellite
Source: RefSeq, a predicted model, not a curated record
CGGCGGGGCGGGGCGGCGACCUUGCGGCCGGUUGAGGCCAGAGCCGGAGCUGGGCCCGGCCCCGCUCCGCCUCGCCAAGGCCCGCCAAGGCGGUGACCGAGGCGAGGGGAGCCGUGUCGCGUAGCGUCGCGUCGCGUCGCCGGGGGCCCUGCGGCUGGCUGGGGCGGAGCGGGGGCCCGGAGAGGAAUGCAACAGACGGCCCGGGAUGAAGGCAGGCAGCCCUGGCCGGAGCCGUUCGGCAGCGUCAGCCUCUGCCUCCCCUUCCGCUGCCCGCGGUGCGGCGACCAUAGCCGGUUCCGGAGCCUCUCCUCCCUGCGGGCGCACCUGGAGUACAGCCACAGCUACGAGGAGAGGAGCCUCCUGACCAAGAGCAGCCUCUUCUCGCCGCUGAAGGAUGCGGAGCUGGUCUCCCCGCCCGAGCCCGCCGCCCAGGGCAGCCCGGGGAGCCCCGGCAGUGCCGUGCAGCAGAAAAGGCUGAGUUUCUGCGAGAGCGGGAAGCGCGGGCAGGCUCUGGAGCUGGAAGCCGAGCGGCCCGUGUCCUACGUGUCAAACUAUGUGUCGGCUGACUCUCCCUGCGAGCAGGUGCCAAAAACCGGCCUCACGGCCACUGACUCCAAAGCCUCCUUCGAGGCACACGUCAGAGAAAAGUUUAACAGGAUGGUAGAGGCCGUGGACAAAACGAUCGAGAAACGAAUCGACAAGCUUACCAAAGAGCUGGCCCAGAAGACGGCGGAGCUGCUGGAGGUGCGGGCAGCCUUCGUGCAGCUCUCCCAGAAGAAGCAGGAGGUGCAGCGGCGGGAGCGGGCUCUGAGCCGGCAGGUGGAUGUGGCGGUGGAGAUGAUCGCAGCCUUGAAGCAGCGCCUCAGCGAGUCCGAGGAGGAGCUCCAUCGGAAAGAGGAAGAAGUUGUUACUUUCAACCAUUUCCUGGAAGAAGCUGCAGAAAAAGAAGUGCGGGGAAAAGCCAGGCUCCAGCACUUCAUUGAGAACCUGUUGCAGCGUGUGGAUCUGGCAGAAAGGCAGCUAGAAUAUUACCAAAAUCAGCAGAUGGUGUGCAACCACACAAACAUCAGCGAGCACGUGUUUACAGACAUUUCAUUAAAUAAGAAACCCAGAUGCCUGAGCAGAGGAAGUCAACAUGCUUUGUACAACAUCCCUGAUGCAAAGCCCCAUUCCUUUCAAAAAGGAAGGAUCUUGUUGAAAAAAGCAAAGGAUGAAAAAAACAGCUUGCAGCCAGUGAAAUGCUCCUAUGAACCUGUUGAUUGCCCAAGAGAAAUAUGGAGAGCACAAAAGAAAGGUGAAUCAGCCUGCUCUGCCAGGAAAGUGAGCUCAAAAUCCAAGAUGGGAAAAAAGGCCAAACCAUUAUAGGAAUGGUUAGCAAUAUAUAGUAACACAGGAGCUUGGCUUCAGUGGAACAAAUAUUGAAUGAAGUUAAUCAUCCUACUUCUUCCUAUCCAUCUGGCCAUGCCAAAACAUAUCAGAUAUAAUAUAUAGAAAUAUAUACUGUAGGGGAGAUUUAUAUUAUUUAAUAAUGCCAUUCCCUCUUUGGGCACUAUAAGAGAAGGUGACAUUCAGUUUACAUGGAGGUUUUUCUAUUUAUUUAUUUAUUUAUAGAGCUUAUUUUAAUGGACUGCAGUUAUCUUGCUGGGCAGUACUGUGGCUGUAUGUUUAAUUAUUUUAGUGGCAGCAUGUGGCUUGGUAAUUUAUUAUCCAUCUGUGCUGUUGCUGAAGUUCAGCAGAAUCCAUUUAAUUGGCACCUAACUACUCAGUCUUUCAGCUUAGAUAGGUACAAGAUCAAUGACUGCUUGCAGCAGUAGAUUGCUACUUUGGAUCUGCUGCCAGAAACCCAGCUGGGCACAUUUCCACAUUUUAUUGCAUACAUUAAACUGCUCAAUCCUGCCAGCAGCCAUGUUGUCUGUAGGUGCAAGUUUGGGCUGCUCUGGUGUCUCAAGCACCGCCUUCAAAUUCCAGAAGGUUUAUGGUUUUGCUUCACAUACCAACCUCUGGUAUCACUCAGUGAGGAGACCAGGAGCUAGGAUGGCAGCCCAAAUUUCAGCGUGGCUGCACAAAUUUCAGUACCAAGUGCCAGCAGCAGGUUGUUACCAGCUGCGGAGCAGAAAGCAAAAGGCUACAGCAAUGUGUUACAUUGCAUGGCACCAUCUUCAAUGCCUCUGCUUGGUUUUAGGCAUAAAAGGCCUAAAAUGGUUAUGAUCAUAACCAAAACCCUUCACAAUUUUAUCUCAGAAAAAUCUUUACAGAGCUGAGAAAUCUCUGAAUUUAAACGAAAACCCCAAGAGCAAGGAGGUUAGAGACAAAUGCAGGACAGGAAUGAGUGCAUUUACAUUGGUUUGUGCCAAUUAAAAGGUUCCUUAUUUAUCAGAGUAUUAAUCAAGAUGAUUUUUGUAUGUACAGUUUUUUGGUAACAUGAAUCCUCAUGCUGUGUUUACAGAUAUGAACAUCCUGUAGAUAUUACUGAUAAGAUUUGUUUUCUUAAGAAAAAGAAAGAAUAGGGGAGACAAGUCUGUAAUUUAUUUUUUAAAAGCUCAUAACAGAUGUAAAUUGUUUUUGUGGAAGGUGAUUUUUACAGUAUGUGUACAAAGAUUUGUGAAAAAUGUUUUUCAUUUUUUAUGACUAUGACUGUAAGCAGAACUGAGUAUUAACAGACAGUGUAUCACUAUGAUUACUGCUGCAAUAAGCACCUGAGUUGCAAUAUUUUUAAAGCAGAAGAUGACUGAUCAGUCAGCUAGGAUCAGAUAACUACAGAUGUCAUACAUUUGUCAGUGUACAAAGCUCCCAGAAAGUAGCAGAGUGAAGAGAGUAUUAUUCUCACUUUUAUUUUAAAUAGUGUAUAAGGAACAAUCAGAUAUAUGUUUAAAGUUUCUCAACAGUUUCAGUAGAAAGUCACAGUGUAAAACCAAUUCAGGUAUUUAGGUUGUAAUGACAUUUUAAUAUUUCUUGAACCACGUUGCAAGGCCUCACUUGGCCUUAUGCUGGGCAUUGUGUGUGGUGAAAAGGAGUUGUUAAAUGUGUUGCAUGGGUCCGAUGGUGUGUUGCAACAACUGUCUUUGUCAAGCCACAAAAUAGAAACAUCCUUUAGUUUUUUCUAUUGCUCCCAACAUCCUUUACUUACUUUUUGAAGAUAAUGAAGGUGAACUUUUGAAAGAUAUUAAAGUAAAAUAUAUUCAUCUGUUCCUUUAUCCACUUGACACUGAAAGAAUAUUUUUAUUUUUAAAUGCCUAUCUACUCAGUCACCAAAGUUAAGUGCAACUACUAGUUCACAAAUGAGAUGUUUAUUUUAUUAUUUAUCACACUAAAAUCCUGACUGUAAGUUGUCCUUUUGGGGAAGGAAGAGUAAGAGAGUAAAAGAAGUUGCAUGUUCUUAAAUUUUUCAAAUCCUGUUAUUGUUUUUCGCCAAACAAUUGCCAGGUUAAUUAGAAAGAAAUUGCAUUGUACUGUAACCCCUGGUAAAAAUUUUUAGAACAUAAACAUUCUAAUAAUAAAGAUGUAUUUCUCA